AUGGUCAAGGAGCGGUGGAAGACCACGGGCGGCGCUUCCCAACUUGAGGCCCCGCCGCGCGACAAGCCGCAGCGGCCGAGCUGCGGCUAUGCCCUGUGCACCGUGCUGCUGGCCCUGGCCGUGCUGCUGGCCGUGGCCGUCACCGGCACCGUCCUCUUCCUGAACCACGCCCACGCGCCGGGCACGGCGCCCCCGCCCGUGGUCAGCACGGGGCCGGCCGGGGCCAACAGCGCGCUGGUCACCGUGGAGAGGCCGGACAGCUCGCACCUGAGCAUCGUCAUCGACCCGCGCUGCCCCGACCUUGCCGACGGCUUCGCCCGCCUGGAGGGCGCCCAGGCUUCCGUGCUGCAGGCGCUGAGCCAGCACCAGGCCCAGCCGCGGCGGGCCGGCGAGCAGGAGCAGGAGCUGCUGGACACGCUGGCCGAGCAGCUGCCCCGGCUGCUGGCCCGGGCCUCGGAGCUGCAGGCCGAGUGCACGGGGCUGCGCAAGGGCCACGGCUCCCUGGGCCAGGGGCUCAGCGCCCUGCAGCACGAGCAGGGCCGGCUCAUCCAGCUUCUGUCCGAGAGCCAAGGCCACAUGGCUCACCUGGUGACCUCGGUCAGCGAUGUCCUGGACGCCCUGCAGAGGGACCGGGGGCUGGGCCGGCCCCGCGUCAAGGCCGAUCUUCAGAGAGCACCUGCCAGGGCCGCCCGGCCCCGGGGCUGUGCCAGCGGCUCUCGGCCCCGGGACUGCCUGGACGUCCUCCUGAGCGGGCAGCAGGACGACGGCGUCUACUCCGUCUUCCCCACGCACUACCCCGCCGGCUUCCAGGUCUACUGCGACAUGCGCACGGACGGCGGAGGCUGGACGGUGUUUCAGCGCCGGGAAGACGGCUCCGUGAACUUCUUCCGGGGCUGGGAGGCAUACCGGGACGGCUUCGGCAAGCUCACGGGCGAGCACUGGCUAGGCCUCAAGAGGAUCCACGCCCUGACCACCCAGGCCGCCUACGAGCUGCACGUGGACCUGGAAGACUUCGACAACGGCACGGCCUACGCCCACUACGGGAGCUUUGGCGUGGGCCUGUUCUCCGUGGACCCCGAGGAGGAUGGGUACCCGCUCACCGUGGCCGGCUACUCGGGCACCGCAGGCGACUCCCUCCUGAAGCACAGCGGCAUGAAGUUCACCACCAAGGACCGCGACAGCGACCACUCGGAGAACAACUGUGCCGCCUUCUACCGUGGCGCCUGGUGGUACCGCAACUGCCACACCUCCAACCUCAACGGGCAGUACCUGCGCGGCGCGCACGCCUCCUAUGCCGACGGCGUCGAGUGGUCCUCGUGGACCGGCUGGCAGUACUCGCUCAAGUUCUCCGAGAUGAAGAUCCGGCCAGUCCGGGAGGACCGCUAG
Molecule: messenger RNA, 1386 nt
Organism: Lepus europaeus (European hare)
Lineage: Eukaryota; Metazoa; Chordata; Mammalia; Lagomorpha; Leporidae
Gene: FIBCD1
Product: fibrinogen C domain containing 1
Exons: 7
Coding region: 1-1386 (461 amino acids)
Source: RefSeq, a predicted model, not a curated record